AUGGAUGAGUGUUCUAUUUUGUUGGGAAUACCAUGGCAAUGGGCUAGGCAAGUUAACCAUGCUGGAAAAAGUAACAUAUACUCAGUUAUGGUUGGCAAAAGGCGUUAUAGGUUGAAACCACUUCCCCCUAAGGUGGCGCCAACUAAGAACUUAAAUAAGCCAAGUCUUUUCUUGACAAGGGCUGAGUUUGAAAGGGAGAUUCGAGAAGGCGUUGGAUAUGUGUUGUACAUAAGGGAGGCUUCCACACCUAAAGAUCCUCCACAAGAUCCUACCUUAACUAACCUUCUCAAAGAGUAUGAAGAUGUGUUUCCGGAUGAUCUUCCACCGGGACUUCCACCUAUUAGAGGCAUUGAGCAUGCCAUUGAUUUGGUUCCAGAAGCUACCCUACCAAAUAAGGCUGCAUAUAGGUGCAAGCCUAAAGAAUCUAAGGAGCUACAAAGGCAAGUCCAAUAG
Beta vulgaris subsp. vulgaris (sugar beet) is the source of this 453-nucleotide messenger RNA. RefSeq lists its product as uncharacterized. The transcript has a single exon. Lineage: Eukaryota; Viridiplantae; Streptophyta; Magnoliopsida; Caryophyllales; Amaranthaceae. The record is from RefSeq and is a predicted model, not a curated record. The coding region runs from base 1 to 453 and encodes 150 amino acids.